AUGGCGUCAAAAUAUACUCUUGUUGUCUUAUUGACAAUUUUUAUACUAGAAACAUUCGCGCAAUUAUAUGAAGACAUACUAAAGCGAUACAACGAAUAUUGUGUUCGAAAACAGCAUCGGUGUAAUCCUAAAAGAGAAGACUUCGCGGUGUGUAAAUACGGCAAAACUGAAUAUGGAGAAGACUGUAAAAAUAAAAACGCAAAAAAUAUACAGUUUACGCAAGAGCAAGUAACUAAACUUUUGGAAACUAUAAACCAUUAUAGAACUCAGCUGGCCAAUGGUAUCUUAAAAUUCUCCACUGGGAAAUUUUAUCCAAAAGGAUAUGGAAUAUUUCGAGUGCACUGGGACAGCGAGUCUGCGGGCUUGGCACAGUAUAUUAGCUCUCGGUGUCAUGUCCCCACAAAAUUUUUGUGUAUUGAUUUAAAGCGGAAUUCGGGCACCUAUAUAAUUUUUGAAGAGUAUCGUAAAACAGCAUCGGAGGUAUUUAGUAGAGCAUUGACGCGUUUUAACCCGGAAAAAUAUGAAAGUAUUGACAAGAUGUUCAAUAGAAAUUUCUUUAUUUUGGGUGCAGUCAGUCACAUUGGUUGCGGAUGGACUACGUUUGUACAUGACAAAAAUGUAACGGACUACGUAGUAUGCAGGUAUAUAAAUACAAUUGCGCCCUACAUGUAUAUAACUCCCUUGUACAACACAACAGCGCCGAUAGCUGGACGUCAUUUCUCCAGAAAAUGUGGAUGUCCACUGUUCACCCUGGAGACGGAGAACUGCCUCUGUGAACAUGUCCCGCCACAGUCCGUCAAGUCCACCAAGUCUACAACACCAGCUUACGACCCGCCGAUGUAUAAAAACAAACGCCUGAGAGGACCCACGGAGGUCACCCAUUCAUCGGGACCACCACUUGACUCAUCAGAACUGACUCAGCCAGUCCUGACGAGUCAAUUCUUCAAGUACACAGCAGCUGUACCCAAGCAGAGCAGCAGGCAACGCGUGAUAAUACUGCUGCCCGUCAUCGCAGUUAAGAGAAGAACUACCACUGCCCUCGCGCCAGCUCUCAGCCGCGAGUUAUCAGUAUACACAUCGUCAGUAAACAAUUAUCCUACGCAGCCAACGGUUGCCUUCAGGAGACGAGAAACACAAAGCGUGGAAGACGAGCAUGUUAAAAACCCUGAAUUAUUUUUGCAAAAGUAUUACAAUAAUAUUGCAAAUCCUACGCGGAGAACCAACAUUCGUAGGAGAUAUAACGAUAUCGAAUCGACCAUCCCAUGGACUGACGUGAUUUGA
Molecule: messenger RNA, 1281 nt
Organism: Spodoptera littoralis (African cotton leafworm)
Lineage: Eukaryota; Metazoa; Arthropoda; Insecta; Lepidoptera; Noctuidae
Source: the annotation of a GenBank genome assembly